This is a messenger RNA of Solanum dulcamara, 1219 nucleotides long. RefSeq names its product glutathione S-transferase 2-like. Gene Ontology annotation, cellular component: cytoplasm. Lineage: Eukaryota; Viridiplantae; Streptophyta; Magnoliopsida; Solanales; Solanaceae. The transcript has 10 exons. The record is from RefSeq and is a predicted model, not a curated record. Gene Ontology annotation, molecular function: maleylacetoacetate isomerase activity; glutathione transferase activity. The coding region runs from base 113 to 901 and encodes 262 amino acids. Gene Ontology annotation, biological process: glutathione metabolic process; L-phenylalanine catabolic process.
AAUUUUAAAAUACUAGUGUAAAAUGUAAGUGUUUACAAAAUGUCCUUUACUUUGAAUUCAGAUCUAUAGCAGAGAGCAGAAAAGAGUAAAUUUUCCGAAAAAGUGAGUAAAAAUGAAGAUCAAUCCACCAAUGUUAUUGCAGAUUAGCAGAUCGUAUAUUAAACUAGUCAAAGCUGACAAUUUUCAAAUAUGGUUUGGUAGAUAUUUUUCUCACACUGAAACUCCAACUACCAACUCUAUUGUUAAUGAUUCAUUAGCUGUUCCCAUUUCAACUUCUUCCAUGGAAUCCGAUAACUCCCAGAAGAAGGCAACUGAUUCAACAUGUGUUUCGAAGACUGUAUUAUAUUCUUUCUGGCAAAGUUCAUGUUCUUGGAGAGUUCGUUUCGCCUUAAAUCUCAAAGGGCUUUCUUAUGAAUAUAGAGCAGUCAACCUUGACAAAGGAGAACAAUUCACUUCAGAGUUUGAUAAAUUAAAUCCUCUUCAUUAUGUUCCUGUAUUGGUUGAUGGUGAUGUGGUAAUUUCGGACUCCUAUGCAAUUUUACUGUAUUUAGAAGAGAAAUAUCAUCAGAGACCCCUGUUGCCAGUUGAACCUCAAUUAAGAGCUCUCAAUCUUCAGGCAGCAAGUAUUAUCAGCUCUAACAUGCAGCCACUUCAUAUGUUGUCAGUGCUGAGGUACAUGGAGGAAAGGGUUGGCCCCGAGGAGAAACAAUUAUGGGCAAAAUUUCACAUACAAAAAGGUUUUGGCGCUCUUGAAAAAUUGCUGACGGGUUCUGCUGGAAAGUAUGCUACAGGAGAAGAAGUAUAUAUGGGUGGACAUUGCAGGCUGACGUGUUUUUGUUACCUCAAAUUGCAGUGGCUACUAAAAGGUUUAACAUUGACAUGUCUGAGUUUCCCACCUUAAGGAAGAUAUAUGAUUCUUGUGAAGCAUUACCAGAAUUCCAAGCUUCUUUGCCAGAACGACAGCCUGAUGCUGCCCUCUGAGCUUAUAUGCUAAAUGCAUAGUUGCAAGAAAAUAUAAAACUGUAGGUUGUGUUUAAUAUAUGUUGUAAAAUGUUUUUUUUAUUAUUAUUAUUAUUAUGAAAAUCUUAUGAAAGAAAAGAUUGUUGAAAAAUGUUGAAAUAUGGAAGUUUUGUAUUAUGUCUGAGAAAUUAGGUUAUUCACAUUUUUUUGUGAUGUGUAAGAAAUUCAAUUAUAAUCUGUGAAGGAUUUAUAAUUUGUA